UAUCCCAAUCAUCAGGCGUGUGUGACGCGAAGCACUAGAUCCCCGGUGCGCUGUGAAUCCCAAGUCCCAAGUCCCAACCUCCAAACUGCCCCUCCUUUCCCUACACACUUCGAACUCAGUGAAGCUCUCGCUCUCUCUCUAUGAUUUGCAUAUGGUUGGUGUAGAUCGGUGAUGGCGACCUUUCUCGCUCAGUUCCAGACGAUCAAGAAUUCUUGUGAUCACCUCGUUAUUGCAGUGGAAGAUGUGAGCGAUUUGUGGCCCAUUGUCAAGAAUGGAUUUGAGGAGCGGUUGCCAUUCAAAAGAGCAUGUUUAAACAACAAGACCCGGAAUCCUGUGUUUGUGGAGAAAUUGACUGCUGAGUUCAUAUUAACGAGAGAUUCAAGACUUCGUAGCCGGUUCCCUCAGGAGCAGCCACUAUUUUGGUUUCGGGAGCCAUAUGCAAUAGUGGUUCUUGUUACCUGUGAGGAUCUUGAUGAGUUCAAAACCAUCCUUAAACCACGCCUGAAAUUGAUUGUCCAAAAUGACGAGCGGGAGUGGUUUAUUGUAUUCGUGUCUAAAGCUCAUCCAAAUGACGAUCAGGCUACAAAAUUGGCAAAAAAAGUAUAUGCCAAACUUGAAGUUGAAUUUAGCUCCAAAAAGAGAGAGAGGUGCUGCAAAUUAGAUAUACACUGCCCUGAAGCAAAUUUUUGGGAAGGCCUGGAAUCUAAGAUUAUGGAGUCGAUCAGAAAUACAAUGGAUAGGCGUGUUCAGUUUUAUGAGGAUGAGAUACGCAAACUCAGUGAACAACGCUUCAUGCCAGUCUGGAACUUCUGUAAUUUUUUUAUCUUGAAGGAAAGCUUGGCUUUUUUGUUUGAGAUGGCUCAUCUUUAUGAAGAUGCGUUACGGGAGUAUGAUGAACUAGAACUCUGCUAUUUGGAAACAGUUAAUAUGAUCGUGAAACACAGAGACUUUGGAGGAGUAGACCGUGGUGAUGAUCAGGCAGCAUUGCUUAAUCCUGGAAAUAAACCAUUGACGCAGAUUGUUCAAGAUGAGUCGUUUAGGGAGUUCGAAUUUAGACAGUAUAUGUUUUCCUGUCAAUCAAAGCUUUUGUUCAAGCUGAAUCGCCCCCUUGAGGUUGCUUCAAGGGGUUAUUUAUUCAUAAUAAGCUUCUCAAAGGCCCUGGCACUGCAUGAGAAUAUUCUACCCUUUUGUAUGCGUGAAGUUUGGGUAAUAACUGCCUGCUUGGAUUUGAUCAAUGCAACUGCUUCUCAUUAUAAGGACGGACUUCUGGCACUGGAUAUAGAAAAGGAGUUCUACCGCCUUCUGGGUGAUCUUUAUUCACUGUGCAGGGUUAAGUUCAUGAGGCUUGCAUAUUUGAUUGGAUAUGGAAUAGAGAUUGAACGAAGUCCUGUCAACAGUGCUUCACUCAGCAUGCUACCUUGGCCCAAGCCAGCAGUUUGGCCUGCAGUUCCACCCGAUACUUUGUCUGAGAUUUUUGUGAAGGAAAAGAUGAUUCUCCAAGAAACUCUUAGAGGCAAGCACUUUGGUAUUCAGAGGAAAUCAUUGCCGCUUGAACCUUCCCUUCUUUUGCGUGAGGCUAAUCGACGAAGGGCUUCUCUUUCUGCUGGAAAUAUGUUUGAAAUGUUUGAAGGUCGCCCAAUUAUCAGUGAUGGAUCAGGUUCAGAUGCAUCCAUAAAGAUGUCCCCACUGUCCCCUCCACAAAAAGUCCGUACAAGUUCCAUGUCGCGCACUAACUCUUCACCUGGAAAUUUUGAGAGCUCAAUUGAUCGACCUAUGAGACUUGCUGAGAUUUAUGUUGCUGCUGACCAUGCUUUGCAGCAUACAAUUUCUAAUCAUGUUCUACGGAAAUCUUUAUCAUCAUUAGAGGAGUUUGAGAAAAAAUAUCUGGAGCUAACUAAAGGCGCUGCUGACAAUUACCAUCGCUCCUGGUGGAAAAGACAUGGCGUUGUCCUUGAUGGUGAAAUAGCAGCUGUCUGCUUCAAACACGGAAAUAUUGAUCUCGCUGCAAAGUCAUAUGAGAAGGUCUGUGCCUUAUAUGCCGGUGAAGGAUGGCAGGAUUUAUUGGCUGAAGUCCUUCCGAAUUUAGCUGAGUGUCAGAAGAUACUUAAUGAUCAAGCUGGUUACCUAUCGUCUUGUGUGAGACUGCUUUCACUAGAUAAAGGCUUAUUUUCGACCAAGGAACGCCAAGCAUUUCAGUCUGAAGUUGUUCACCUUGCACACAGUGAAAUGAAGCACCCUGUACCCCUAGAUGUAUCUUCUUUAAUUACAUUUUCUGGCAAUCCUGGACCCCCGUUGGAGCUAUGUGAUGGGGAUCCUGGUAGUUUAUCUGUGACAGUUUGGAGUGGCUUUCCUGAUGAUAUUACUCUUGAUUCACUCAGUCUCACAUUGAUGGCUACAUAUAAUGGUGAUGAAGGUGUCAAGGCAUUAAAGAGCUCUUCUGCUAUAGUUCUAAAGCCUGGCCGGAAUACAAUUACCUUGGAUUUACCCCCCCAAAGACCAGGCUCCUAUGUCUUGGGAGUUCUUACUGGGCAGAUUGGGCAUUUGCGGUUUAGAUCUCAUAGUUUUUCCAAGGGUGCCCCUGCAGACAAUGAUGAUUUUAUGAUAUAUGAAAAGCCAACUAGACCUAUCUUGAAGGUUUUUAAACCCAGAGCCUUGGUUGACCUUGCUGCAGCUAUUUCAUCUGCUUUGCUAAUAAAUGAACCUCAGUGGGUUGGGAUCAUAAUACGGCCCAUGAACUACUCCCUCAAAGGUGCUGUAUUGCAUAUAGAUACUGGUCCAGGGCUGAAGAUUGAAGAGUCGCAUGUCAUUGAGAUGGAGAGUUAUGUUGAUGUGUCACAAAGUCCUGCUGACAUGGCACGGUCUGAUGCGGCUCAUAAAGAUGGUUCUUUGACUGUUGAUAAAGAUUUUGAGCAGUUGAGACUCCAUGAUGGCAGGAUAGAGUUUCCAGGUUGGGCAAAUAACGUGACUUCUAUUCUGUGGAUUCCAAUAUGUGCCAUUAGCGACAGGCUUGCCAGAGGAUCAUCUUCAGUUACCCCUCAGAGACAGAGUAUUGUGGAUGGAAUGAGGACGAUAGCUCUGAAGCUUGAAUUUGGAGUAUCCCACAACCAGAUAUUUGAGAGGACCUUAGCCGUCCAUUUUACUGAUCCUUUCCACGUGAGCACACGCAUUGCAGAUAAAUGCAAUGAUGGAACUUUGCUUUUGCAGGUGAUACUACAAUCAGAAGUGAAGGCCACAUUAACCAUCUAUGAUACUUGGCUUGAUCUUCAAGAUGGAUUUGUUCAUACUCGAAAAGGUGAUGGGAGACCAACUUCAGGCCUCACCCCCCUCAUCAUUUCUCCACAUUCCAGAGCAGGAAUACUGUUCAGUAUAUGCUUAGAGAUGUCAAAUGCUGAAGAUGAAGCUAAGGCACCACAACCAGAUAGCAUAUUAAAUCUCAGAUAUGGAAUUUCUGGUGAUAGGACUAUUGGAGCACACCCGCCUGUGGCUGUAGAAUCUCCAGGACCCGAGGGUGUUAGACAGGAUUUGAUCUUCAGGAGUGCUCUUGUUUUGCAAAGGCCUGUGCUUGACCCAUGCCUGGCCGUUGGUUUUCUUCCUCUCCCUUCUGGUGGCCUUAGAGUUGGGCAACUUGUUAGCAUGAAAUGGAGGGUUGAAAGGUUAAGAGAUUUCAAGGAGGAUGAAGUUUCCAAACACAAUGAUGAGGUGUUGUAUGAAGUCAAUGCAAAUUCAGAUAAUUGGAUGAUUGCUGGGAGGAAAAGAGGGCAUGUUUCUGUCUCCACGAAGCAAGGUUCCAGGAUAGUUAUCUCAAUAUUAUGCAUGCCACUGGUAGCAGGCUAUGUUCGUCCCCCACAACUUGGACUGCCAGAUGUUGAGGAGGCAACUAUAAGUUGCAAUCCUGCCGGGCCUCACCUGGUUUGUGUCUUGCCUCCGCCUCUCAGCUCCUCCUUCUGCAUUCCAGCAUGAUUACUUGGCUCCUGCAUCCUGCAUUGCUGUUACCCCAGGUCACUAUAGUUUUCCACUCUGGUUGGAUCAAGUUUUUUCGGUUCAAUUAAAAAUUACAGUUAUAGAGGUAAUACUACCCAGUUUUGAUUACCUAGAUAUUUGUAAAUCUGUAUUUGUUGAGUUUGCUGGAAAAUCCGGAGAAGUUAGUUUAAUUUAGUAUGGCUGGGGUAGUUCUUUGGCUGUUCUGAACAUCUGGCAUCCCUGCUAUGUACAGUGGAUUUUGUACUUUCCAUGUACAAUAUAAUGAAAGAUAUUUUGUUUGGUCUAA
This is a messenger RNA of Corylus avellana, 4267 nucleotides long. It is a transcript of the gene CLUB, whose product is annotated as TRAPP II complex TRAPPC10/CLUB. The record is from RefSeq and is a predicted model, not a curated record. Lineage: Eukaryota; Viridiplantae; Streptophyta; Magnoliopsida; Fagales; Betulaceae. Gene Ontology annotation, cellular component: TRAPPII protein complex. Gene Ontology annotation, biological process: intra-Golgi vesicle-mediated transport; early endosome to Golgi transport.